ACUGUACGAAACGAUUUAUCAUUUUCUUGUUAAAAAUGAUUAGAGAAUGGCCAAAUUGAACAGUUGAAAGAUAAAUGUGAUUUAUGGAGUCCAAAGUAAAACAGAGAACAAAGGAAUGGUUUGACAUACGUCAAUCAGUUUACCUGACAUCAUCAAAGUUUGGAGAUGCUCUUGGAGUUGGAAUGGGUAAACCUUAUGAUUUCUUCCUCUCCUUGAUGUCAGAUGAUAAUGAUGAAGAUGAGGAAGAAAUAAUGGAAUCAUCACAUACACAACAUGGAAUAACGAUGGAGGAGAUCAUCCUGGAAUGUUACCACCUUCUGACAGGGCACAAGACAAGGGAGUCUGGUUUUUGGGUGUCCAGGGACAGGAUCCUUCAAGAUCUGAUAGGUACAUCUCCAGAUGCAGUCGUUGUGGAUGAUCAAGAGGAAGACAUUGGGUUGUGUGAAUUUAAGGCUCCUAUAUACAGAAUGUACAAGACAGAUAAUACAGUACAGGGUAUACCUCGACAUUAUAUGGCCCAGAUACAGGGGCAGCUGGCCAUCACAGGACUUCCAUGGUGCAAUUUCUUGGCUGUUUGUAAAAAUACAAAAGAAAUCAUGUUAAAAAAAGUAUAUUUUCACCCAGAAUACUGGAACAAUGUAGAAAAGAUUCUGAAACAGUUCUGUUAUGCUUUACAGGAUGCCAGAUUGAGGAAAGAGUUGGGUUAUGAUCCACUGGAUUUUGAGGGAGCAAGGAAACUAGAAACUUGGCCAGUACAAAUAGAUUAUCUACCUGGUGAGCUGUCAAUCAAAGUUGAGGACCUCCUCCAAAUUGACAAACGCAAGCGCUUCAGUGGUCCAUCCAAUGUUUGGCUGUCAUUUGAUUUCCUGAUUGGUCAGUCUUAUUCUCUACCUCCUUGUUUACAGGAAUAUGCCCAAAAAAUGAUUAACGAAGUGGAUGAACAGUUAAGAUGUAAGAGAAGGAAGAUCGAAGAGCAAACUGUUGUUAACGCAAAUGGACGAUCAUGAUAAUUUGAGUUAUUUGUAAUCAUUCACAAAUUUCAUACUAAAUUAUAUUGUUCCAUUUCUAAAUUUGAUUAAUACUAGGGAAUGAAUUGGACAUCUCUAGCAUUCUGUGAUAAUAUCAAACAGUUUGACACAUGUUGAAUCUAGAUUUAGUGAAAGCUUUGUCUGGGCUUGAAGGUCAAAUUGUUUAAAUGUCAUCUAAAGACAUUAAAAAUAUAAACUUUUUUUAUGAUCUGAAGAUAUACUUGACAUGUACCAAUAUCUAUGUACUGUACUAUAUAUAUAUUAUAG
This is a messenger RNA of Saccostrea echinata, 1295 nucleotides long. RefSeq lists its product as uncharacterized. The record is from RefSeq and is a predicted model, not a curated record. Bases 84 to 1007 code for a protein of 307 amino acids. Lineage: Eukaryota; Metazoa; Mollusca; Bivalvia; Ostreida; Ostreidae. The transcript is spliced from 4 exons.